Trematomus bernacchii (emerald rockcod) is the source of this 1415-nucleotide messenger RNA. RefSeq lists its product as uncharacterized. The coding region runs from base 85 to 702 and encodes 205 amino acids. The transcript has 4 exons. Gene Ontology annotation, biological process: positive regulation of T cell proliferation; cellular response to lipopolysaccharide; immune response. The record is from RefSeq and is a predicted model, not a curated record. Lineage: Eukaryota; Metazoa; Chordata; Actinopteri; Perciformes; Nototheniidae. Gene Ontology annotation, cellular component: external side of plasma membrane.
AUAAAGUCCAGGCUGUCAGUACUGCUUCAGCUGAAGGAAGCGACUGAAUGGACAACUCUGUGACUGAAGACAUCCAAGGAAAAGAUGAUCUUCCUCAUCCUGCUGCUCCUCUUCCUCACCCCCUGUGUCUCUGGAACAUUUGUAGUGAAUGUGACUCAGACUUCCUAUCAGGCAGAGGAGAACCAGAACAUCACCCUGGAGUGGACCUUCAGCUCCAGAACAGACACUUCUCUCAGAUCCAUUUCUACCAUCUGUCAGCUUUAUACAUAUAUCAGAACCUACGUCCUGUUUCAUCUCCAUCAAGGUGUUGAAUCCCCAGAGUCUCAGGAUCCAGAGUUUGCAGGACGAGUCCAGUGGGACAAAGACGUCCUCACAGAAGGACGCCUCACACUUCAUGUCUCCAGACUCAGGACCAAUGACUCUGGGUUUUAUGUUUGUGACAUACUCGUCACACCUGAUGGGAGUAACUCUAGGAGAUGCUGGCUCAACGUCACUGCAGCGACACAUUGGAACAAACCUGAGACUCCAAACACAGAAAGAAGGGGAAGGAUUGGCCUCUACUCAGCGUUAGCACUGGUUUCUGUUCUACUUGCUCUGAUUGGCUGUGUGCUUCUUAACUUCAGACGACAACCAGCCAGUGAAGAAGGUUCAGACUCAGAGACAGGCAACAGUUCAGCAGGUGGACCAAUAGAAACAGUUUGACACUAUCUGUUACAUUAAUGCUCAUCUAAAGAAAUGUGCACACUCCUGCACAAUACUUACUCUUUAGAUCUCCAGCGCUCUGACACUUUACUUAAAGUAUACUGUACAUCUUAUCUUUCUUUCGUUGAGAGAUAAACUAAAAUGACCAAAUGUGAUUUCUGAGAGAAUCUGUACCAACCAAAAUCUUUCUAAUGUGAUUUAUUUAUAGGCUGGAAUCUCUGCUGCAUUCUGACACAUAUUUAACAAAUACUGCACCUCCUUUGAUUUGGAUAAGUCCAUAUUGCUGUUUCGUUGGAUUGUUCAGCCUUAGCCUACAUAUGUGUGUUUGUAUAACGCUGUAGCUGUGAGGUCUAGAAUCUAUAAACAGCAUUUGUUACGUUAUACAGUAUUUAUCAUUUACUGUAAUCUUUCCUAUCGGAGUUGCUCUCGGUCUCCGUUACGUUGCUUCACUCCUGAUGAAAUAUUUGUUCUGUUUUCUUGCACUUUGUAUUGAAGUUAGACACUGUGACAUGUUUUGCAUAGUAAAUAUGUGAAGUUGUAGAAGAAUGAGACAAAGAAAUGUUGUUUUUAAUAAGCUUUAUUGGACGUCUGCAGGCAGACCUACCUGAUGUUGUUUUCAUUCUGAAUGCCUAUUUGUUUAUUGUGAGAUGUUUGAAAGCCAUGUUGUUUUGUACAGUUAAAAAUAAAUCUUUUGAAUGUACAGAGUGGUGUAA